Rhinichthys klamathensis goyatoka is the source of this 1309-nucleotide messenger RNA. RefSeq names its product Jupiter microtubule associated homolog 2 (gene jpt2). Lineage: Eukaryota; Metazoa; Chordata; Actinopteri; Cypriniformes; Leuciscidae. Gene Ontology annotation, cellular component: nucleus. The transcript has 5 exons. The record is from RefSeq and is a predicted model, not a curated record. The coding region runs from base 113 to 808 and encodes 231 amino acids.
UCUUUGCAUAGUCCUUUAGUUCAGCGGUUGUGGCAGAGCACUAGUUUCUGCAGGAGGGCUGUCUGUUGUUGAAGUUACUGGGUCACGUCGCAGUAGACCGAGACAAGCAACCAUGACUUCAACCAAUAUGUUUCAGGGACUUGAAACUAGUGGCAAACCAAGUUCAAGGGUACUAAGACCUCCAGGUGGAGGGUCCAGCAAUCUCUUCGGUGGUUAUGAAGAAGACCCUUCUGCCUCCAGACGGCCAAACAAAAUGUCCUCCUCUAUUUUUGCGCCUGCAGAAGAAUCUCAGGGGAGUCCCAAACGCUCCAAUCCCCCAGGUGGAAAGAGCAGUGGGAUAUUUGGGGAGCCAGAGGCUCCUUCGACUCGGAGCAGGGCAACUCACCAUGGUGGAGGAUCCAGUAACAUCUUUGGGGGAGCAGAGUCGACCCCAUCUUCUGUGAAAAGUCAUCCUAACAAACCAAAGGACAACUUAGGUGUGGGUGUACCUGCUACUCCAGAUCCACCAGCCCCGGUGCCUAAGCAGGCGACUGUAGUUGAGGAAAAAGUGAAGGUGGAGCCAGUGUCUCCUCAACCCACACCUGAAAAAGAGGCAGCAGCCCCUGCCCCUGUCUCUGCCCCUGCCCCUGCCCCUGUCUCUACCCCCGCCCCUGUCUCUGCCCCUGCGCCAACAGCCAAUCAGAAAUCUGAGCCAGCCACACAGCAACCAACAGAAAAAGACCAUGAGCCACGCCUCGGACCACGACCUCGCUCUCACAACAAAGUGCUCAACCCACCAGGUGGAAAGUCCAGUGUGGUUUUCUAUUAGCCACAAGUGCUGCUUUCUAUCAUUGUCACUGCCCUUCUUCCAUCUGCUUUUAAUCUGUACUAAAACUUAUCCUCUCUCAUUUACUUUAUCUUUUUGUUAUUUCUUUCCCCUAAAGUCUGUCACUCUUCAUUCCUUUAUUGCUUUUGCACUUUCUGAUUCAUUCCUCACUUUCCCUUUCCAUCUAAUUAGAAUCAACUGUCACUCCGAUAACUGAAGGGUUACGUUUCCUUUAAAAUGGUUUGCAUAUACUGUUGUUUCUCUGUAUGAUUAUGUUCUCUCAAUUUGCUAAUGUAUUAAAUGCAAGUUUGCCUCAAGAAACUCAGUACAGUCUAUGAAGUGUUCAACUGGAACCACUGUUGGUCGCCAAAGCAAGCUCUUCAGUAUCAGUGUGUUCAGAUCUUCCUUUGAAACUCAGUGAAUGUGUUCUGAUGGUAAUGGAAAAUUUAUUUUUGUGCAAUAAGGUGACUUCAUUUCUCCUUUUUCCCCUCUUGCAUUUUUUUU